Funneliformis geosporum is the source of this 984-nucleotide messenger RNA. NCBI's taxonomy places the organism in Eukaryota, Fungi, Glomeromycota, Glomeromycetes, Glomerales, Glomeraceae. The record is from the annotation of a GenBank genome assembly.
AUGGGUUCGAAGCGAAAAAAGAAGAAACAGUCUCAAACUAUUAACAAAGAAUCAAACAAUUAUGAACAGCAAUCAUCAACUGAUCCUCAACAAAUUAAUGUUGAGUCUAAAUCAAUUUUAAAUAGUAGCAUUGAUAAAGAAAUCCAAUUACCGCCAUUAGAAGAACUUUCCAACACAAGCUUUAAAAUUCUUCCAAUUGAAAUGUCUUCACCCAACACCACUUCUUUUACUUCAAUCCAUUAUUGUUAUUUUAAAAGUCACGAGUCACGAUCUAAUAAUUCUUCAAUUAAUAUCUUACCUCCCGAUAAAACUCUCUUUAUUUCAAAUUUACCAAUUGAUUCAACAGAAACACAUAUUAAACAUUUAUUUCAAGAAUGUGGAGUAAUAGAUAGAAUCAUAUUUAACGGAGUUGUUAAGGAUGAUGAAUUUUUAAUUAAUGUAAUUAAUGAAAAUAGAAAUUUUUUGUUACCAGAUUCUUCUGCGCAUGUAAUUUUUCAAAAAUCUGAAGGAUUAAAAAACGCAUUACAAAUGACAAAAAAAAAGAGAAUAUGGACUAUUAAAGAUGAAGAAAUUCCAUCACUAGGAUUAUCUAUAGGAUGGUUGCGAGAUUAUCGAUUACAUCGUCCAGUUCAAAUAAAACUUCAAGAAGAAGUUGAUGAAUAUAUGGUAAAAUUCGAAGAAGCUGAGUUAGAACGACGUAAAACUUUAGAAGAAAAACUUAAUCAACCAGACGAGGAUGGAUUUAUCACGGUAACAAGAGUUGGAAGACGUAAUGUUAAUACGGAUGGAACAAUAACUGUAACAGCAGCUAAAGCAGAUGAAAUUAAGAAUUUGAAACCAAAGAAUAAGGAAUUAACGGACUUUUAUCGAUUUCAAAUGCGUGAAGUUAAACGAAAUAAACUCAUCGAUCUUCGCAAAAAGUUCGAAGAAGAUAAAGAAAAAAUCGCUAAACUUAAAGCUUCGAGGCGAUUUAAACCAUAUUAA